Dermatophagoides farinae (American house dust mite) is the source of this 1222-nucleotide messenger RNA. It is a transcript of the gene RpLP0, whose product is annotated as ribosomal protein LP0. Lineage: Eukaryota; Metazoa; Arthropoda; Arachnida; Sarcoptiformes; Pyroglyphidae. The record is from RefSeq and is a predicted model, not a curated record. Gene Ontology annotation, biological process: ribosome biogenesis; ribosomal large subunit assembly; cytoplasmic translation. Gene Ontology annotation, cellular component: cytosolic large ribosomal subunit. Gene Ontology annotation, molecular function: large ribosomal subunit rRNA binding; structural constituent of ribosome.
CCUUUUUCCUUUUCAACAACACACACACACAUCACAUCAAAAAGGCACGUUGUGUUAAACGAAUUUGAUUUUUCCCAUUUUUUUUUCUCUAACAUUUUCCCAACUUAAUUUAAUUUUUUUAGAUUUGUCCUUAAAAGUUUCAAUCCUUGUUUCACAAAUUUAACGAUGGGCAGGGAGGACAGAUCUACCUGGAAAGCCAACUAUUUCACCAAACUUUUGAGUCUGUUGGACGAAUAUUCGAAAUGUUUCAUCGUAGGUGUCGAUAAUGUCGGAUCGAAACAAAUGCAAACGAUUCGUCAUUCGCUUCGUGAAGAUGCUGUUUUAUUGAUGGGCAAAAAUACGAUGAUCCGUAAGGCUAUUCGUAGCCACAUCGAUAACAAUCCGGCUUUGGAGAAAUUGUUGCCGCAUAUCAAGUCCAACAUUGGUUUCGUUUUCACUGAAAAGGAUUUGGUCGAUAUCCGAGAUAAAAUUUUGGACAACAAAGUUCAAGCUCCAGCUCGUGCCGGUGCUUUGGCUCCUUGCGACGUAAAGAUCCCGGCGCAAAAUACUGGCUUAGGUCCGGAAAAGACCAGUUUCUUUCAAGCUUUGUCGAUUCCGACCAAAAUUUCAAAGGGUACUAUUGAAAUUUUGAAUGAAAUCCAUUUGAUCAAGAAGAAUGAUAAAGUUGGUGCUUCUGAAGCCACUUUGUUGAACAUGUUGAACAUCUCUCCGUUCACUUAUGGCUUGGUAAUUCGUCAAGUAUACGAUUCGGGUACCGUUUUCGAUCCUGAAAUCUUGGACAUUACACCGGAAGAUAUUCGUAUGCGUUUCUUGCAAGGUGUGCGAAAUGUUGCUGCUGUAUCGUUGUCGAUCGGUUAUCCAACCUUAGCAUCGGUACCGCAUUCAAUUGUAAACGGAUUGAAGAAUUUGAUUUCGGUUGCAUUGGUCACCGAUAUCGAUUUUGAAGCCGCAUCGCGUGCCAAGGAAUAUUUGAAAGAUCCAUCGAAAUUUGCUGCUGUAGCUGCACCGGUUGCUGCUUCCGGUGAUGCUUCAGCUCCUGCUGCAGCUGCCGAAAAGAAAGAAGAAGAAGAGGAGGAAGAGGAAGAUGAUGACAUGGGUUUCGGUCUUUUUGACUAAGAAAAUGAAAUCGUUUUUUGUAUUGUAUAUCUCUUUUUAUUGAAUGAUGAUGAAUAUACAAUUCAAUUUUAUUUUGAAAAAAUAAUAAAAAAAUUGCAAUGGCACA